AUGACCAUUAUGACUGAGGGUCUCUUGACCAUGACUGUUGUGAUUGAGAAAGUUGUGACUGAGAGAUGUAUUAAAGCUUUUGACCUGACCGAUCCUUCUUGUCCCAAACGUGAAAUCAUCGAGCCUUCUUCCUGCCCUAUGGACCUGGACACAACAAAAGAAUUUAUGAGAUCUAAUAUAUUUUGGAGAUGCUUAACUUUUCUUGUGGAAUCCUCAGGGGAUCUUUUGUUCGUUGUCAGGUUUAGUGAUAUUGAAAUUGGUGAUGAAGUGGAUGAAGAUGAUGACCUUGAAGAAAAGGAUUGGGUUAAUGAAGAUUACAUCCCACCAUUUUAUCCGUCAGUGAAUUUUGAUGUUUAUAAGCUGAAUUUUGAUCAAAAUAAGUGGGAGCGUGUGGACUGCAUCAGUGAUAGGGCAUUGUUUGUUGGUCGUAAUCACUCAUUUUCUCUCUCAACUAGUGACUAUCCAGAGCUGAGGGAGAAUUCCAUAUACUUCACUGUCAAUUAUCAAGAUUGCGACCAUGUCAGUCACGAUAGUGGCAUUUUUCACUUGAAAGAUAAAAGCAUCACACCUUACUGUCCACUCACUUUUAAAAGCAGUAAACUACGGUCGAUUACAGUACCGGAGGAACACCAGCCGGCUUGGGUUCCCGUUUGGGUUGCCCCCGACAAGUUGUAG
Messenger RNA from Cornus florida, 675 nucleotides. RefSeq lists its product as uncharacterized. The record is from RefSeq and is a predicted model, not a curated record. The transcript is spliced from 2 exons. Bases 1 to 675 code for a protein of 224 amino acids. Lineage: Eukaryota; Viridiplantae; Streptophyta; Magnoliopsida; Cornales; Cornaceae.